This is a messenger RNA of Musa acuminata subsp. malaccensis (wild Malaysian banana), 1092 nucleotides long. RefSeq names its product probable carbohydrate esterase At4g34215. NCBI's taxonomy places the organism in Eukaryota, Viridiplantae, Streptophyta, Magnoliopsida, Zingiberales, Musaceae. The record is from RefSeq and is a predicted model, not a curated record.
AUGGCAUUUUGAGGUGAGAGUGAGGGAAAAAGUGUUGCACCUUCACACAAACAUAAAGUCGUGCGGUGGUUGGAGUCAGCUCGGUGGGUGGAAAUGAGUGAGCAGAAACAGAUCUUUGUUCUGUCGGGACAGAGCAACAUGGCCGGCAGAGGCGGCGUCAGACACCACCGGUGGGACGGAGUCGUCCCUACGGAGUGUCGUCCCAACCCUUCCAUUCUUCGCUUCUCAGCCCGAUGCCACUGGGAGGAAGCCCACGAUCCUCUCCACCGCGACAUCGACACCGCCAAGAUCUGCGGCGUCGGCCCGGGCAUGGCCUUUGCCAACGCCCUCCUCCCCUGCCUCUCGGACGAGGCCGUCCUGGGGCUGGUACCGUGCGCCAUCGGCGGCACCGCCAUAAAAGAGUGGGAGCGGGGAUCGCGGCUCUAUGAGGAGAUGGUGCGAAGGGCUAGGAAGGCGGCCGAGCUCGGCGGUGGCGGGGAGAUCAAGGCGGUGCUUUGGUACCAGGGGGAGAGCGACACGACGUCGCAUGGUGCUGCGGAAGCGUACGCGGCCAACAUAGAGAAGCUUAUCCGGGAUGUCCGAUUGGAUCUCUCUCUGCCUUCUCUGCCGUUCAUCCAGGUCGCUAUCGCAUCGGGUGACAAGCAUUACAUAGAGAAGAUAAGAGAGGCUCAACUGGGAAUUAGUAUGCCCGAUGUUCUCAAUGUAGAUGCUAUGGGUUUGCCACUAAAUGAAGACAACUUGCAUCUCACUACUGAAGCUCAAGUCCUGCUAGGCAACAUGCUUGCAGAAGCCUAUGCCGAACACUAUUUGACGACGAUCGAUGGCCUCUGAAAGAAGCUUUGAAGGCGUGCUAUGCCACAACCAUGUUCCACAGAAUCGACUCUUCUUGAGAUGGCUGAAACUUGGGAUCUCUUUUUGAUGCAGUGAUCAUUUGAUUGGCACAAUAAUUAUUGCUUUUGAUUCAAACGGAAAUGUUUGAAAUCUUUUGGGCUGUGAUUAACUGACUCAUUUCUCAGACAUUAAAUUUAUAUAGAUUGGAAUGGUUGCUAAAUGAAAGAGAACUACAUGAAGAUAAUCUCAUGGUUCGAUGCA